AUGGAAUGGUGUCUAAAAUCUGAGAAAGUAGUCGCUGGAAGAUAUCAUGGCGCCGAUCAGGGCAAUAGUGACUGUCUACGCGAAAAUGUAGUCGACUGCAUACUAUCCGCCAUCAAAUACUGCGUACUUACGGUAAUACCCAAACGGUCUGAAUUGCGGACAGAGACCGUCUGGCUCUGUUUGAAAUGCGACCCUGAACGACGGUUCAACAGUUCCACUUCAAGAGAAGGCGCUUGGGCGGCUGCACUGAGGACGCAGAAGAAGUUGAAAUCUCCGUAUUUCUUCCCUGAUUAUCGUGAUCUAAUAGGACAAUACGGAUAUGUCUGUACGAUGUGGGAGUAUCUAGGAGGAGAACAAAUGUCUAGUGUUUCCACAGUAGUUGGAAACGUAGACGAAACUAUGAAAAGACCAUGCAACCCGGAGGACAGUCUCUGUACCGAUGAGUUCGAAAUAAUCUCUUCCGACACAUUCGAAAAUAGCGCUGAGCGUCCCGAGGAUACGGUUUCUCAAUGGUCCAUUCAACAUAACAUUAAUGUUGAAUCUCUUGUGCCACUGAACAAUUUAGCAUCUGUAUUGUGUUCGACUCACAGUGACGUACAUUCUGUUACUCCAGCUACUCCAAACUCUUCGAUAAAGAAUGUCGCAAAUGCUGCUGAAACAAUUCCUUCACUUGACCCAUUAAAUACUCUCACAGAGCAGUCGACUAUGGGAAUAAAAUACAAUGAAACACCUGUUCUUGCUGGGACCAUAGAACCAUUACCGUCUCUUGUAUCAUCCAUGGUGAUCGAUACCCCAUCUUUGGCGGAUUCUGAGGCUACACUUGAAAAUGUUUUGCGUUCACAAAGUGAAACUCGAGAAAUGCUGGAAAAAGCUAUAAUUUCAUUGGAUACGAUGAAUAAAGAACGUAACGAGAUAACUGCGAAGUUAGCCACUAUCAACGAUUUGGAACUUGAAAUAAAGAAACUCAAAAGCCGCGUCACAGAGCUUGAGAACGAAAACGCUUCGCUGAAGAAACUCGAGAGAAAGUAUCAACAGCAAAAAGUUGAAGAAAAUUGUGAAGACGGCCAUGGAGAUGAUGAUGAACAUCCUUUGUUGAAGAAGACUAUGGAGGAUCUGCAGCAACAACUUUACGAUAGAGGGCUAGAGGUGGAUGUGCGCACGAAGGCUCUAGCGGAGGCAACAAGUGAACUUGAGGCGGCUUACCGCAAGAUAGCAGACUUGACUGACUCUCGAGACUCAGCUGUUCUCGAGCGCAUCAAAAUAAGUGACAAGUUGGACGAGACGUAUGCACUUCUGGUCGCAGAGCGUGAAAGAGUUUCAGUAACCGAAGACCAACUCCGCUCGCUUCAGUCUACAGGAGGCAGCGGUUUCAAUUUUUCUAUGGUGAACGAACAAGCUGUAGUGAGAGAAAUGAGGGCAAAGGCUGAUUAUGCAAAAUUGUUGGAAUCAGAGCUAGAGAAUACGCGAAAGAAACUCGAUGAUCUGACUAGAUCUUGUGAGAGGAAAGAUGUUGAGCUGAAAACUCAUGAAGAAAUCAUCAAUGUUUUGAAGGAGGAGGAUCUGGAAGGUAGAAGAGUUAUUGCGGAGAAGGACAGGAAGAUCAGUCUCCUUGAAGAAAUGGUACGCAACAUGGGUUUGGAUCGUGCAGAAGUGAACAACUGUUAA
Necator americanus (New World hookworm) is the source of this 1665-nucleotide messenger RNA. RefSeq lists its product as uncharacterized. Lineage: Eukaryota; Metazoa; Nematoda; Chromadorea; Rhabditida; Ancylostomatidae. The record is from RefSeq and is a predicted model, not a curated record. Bases 1 to 1665 code for a protein of 554 amino acids. The transcript is spliced from 15 exons.